UUUUUAGAUUCCCAGUCAUUGUUAACAGAAACUAGGCCACCACCACCACAAUGAAAAACAAGCUCCUCACAUACACUUGCCAGCGCCACUAAGAAAAAGCAAUUACCCAAUCCCAACCGUUGAAGCCCUUUCGUCGUUAUCCCAAUUUCGUCGUCUCCGUACUACACGCGCGCACCAACUUACUACGCUCACUCACGCCACACCUCAUUCAUUCUCUCUCUAUCUUACAUUACCAAACCCAACCCCAAAAAAACGCACAACGCAACAUCGUGCACACCACCAACACCUGAAUAGGAAUCACCUCGCGAGAGGACGCAACAUUAGUUGUAGUACUUAAGGGGACUCACAGUGCACAUCAAUGCCUGCUCAGGUCGGUGUCAGGACACGCGCCCGAGCCGCAUUAGCCAUGGAACCUGACACUUCAGCUCGACCAACUCCCAAGAGAAAGACCAUCACCCACACCAACCAAGACCCUCCUAAAUCCUCCAAGUCUCCCAGAACCAGAACCAGAACCACUUCUUCUUCCCUCGUCAAACCUCUCACGCUUCUCCCGCAGCAACCGGAGAUCAACCGACGCUGCCUCAGCCCUACCUCCGCUGAAAUUCCUGCAUUUUGCUGCUCCAACAAUGGAUCCACCAGCCUUGAUGAGGACAUGAUCAAACUCUUAGAUCUGGAGGUGGAGAGCGCGCAAGUUGAAACGUCGACGUGCAAUGGUGCUGCACAAAUUGAAGGGAAAGAGAUGAAUCGUUCCAGCAAGCAUCUCGAAAAUUCGGAGGACACAGAGUCAGUGGAGAUCAAUUCUUGUCGUGCCUCGUCAAAGGUUCAAACCAUGCCAACGGUGUCGGAGCUGGAAGAAUUCUUCGUUACCGCCGAGAAAGACAUUCAGAAACGAUUUCAAGAUAAGUACAAUUAUGACGUUGUUAAGGAUAUGCCGCUGGAAGGACGUUAUGAGUGGGUUCAGUUGAAACCAUGAAGGAGGAACGUGUUUGUCACGUCGUACUAGCUAGGUGGCUUAUUAAGGCGCUGAGAUAGUGCAGCAGUACUACAUUGUUAUGAGGAUUGAGAUUCUCUGCUGCAGAUUGUGAUUCCGUGAUGUGCCUUCCCACUGCUGCUUUCCGUUAUGUUAUAAUCAUUGCCCUGCAAAUCAAACACUGUGAUUCGGAUGAGAUAUCAGAAUAUCUUCGACAACACAGGAUCUUCAUUCUUGCAAACUUUUCAAUCUCCAAUCAGGACCUUUACCUUUACUCUCUCCCCUUUAACCCUUAUUAACAUGUGCACAUUCAUAUAAUAAAUACAUUGUUGUGUGUUGUUUUCUCCUUCUCCCAAAAGUGGAAACAAAACACACAUUCAUCUCAUCUUUAAUUAGAAGGCAAUGUUAAUAAAGCAGUGUCCAAGUUUUAGUGGGAUCUUAUGAUAGUAUAUGAACAUCGGAUUAUGUGA
This is a messenger RNA of Vigna unguiculata (cowpea), 1440 nucleotides long. RefSeq lists its product as uncharacterized. Gene Ontology annotation, biological process: negative regulation of cyclin-dependent protein serine/threonine kinase activity. The record is from RefSeq and is a predicted model, not a curated record. Gene Ontology annotation, molecular function: cyclin-dependent protein serine/threonine kinase inhibitor activity. Gene Ontology annotation, cellular component: nucleus. NCBI's taxonomy places the organism in Eukaryota, Viridiplantae, Streptophyta, Magnoliopsida, Fabales, Fabaceae.